This is a messenger RNA of Austrofundulus limnaeus, 1046 nucleotides long. RefSeq names its product dynein, axonemal, light intermediate chain 1 (gene dnali1). The record is from RefSeq and is a predicted model, not a curated record. Lineage: Eukaryota; Metazoa; Chordata; Actinopteri; Cyprinodontiformes; Rivulidae. Gene Ontology annotation, molecular function: dynein heavy chain binding. Gene Ontology annotation, cellular component: axoneme; ciliary base.
GGACAUUUGAGAGUGAGCUCCCAGUCCUCUGACGACUCCACAGUCACUCCAUCUCCUCCUAAACCAAAAUAUGCCCCAGAGAUGAAAAAGGAGAACAUCCUGGACAGGAUCCAUCCACCCAGGGAAUGGACAGAGGGAAACGAAUUGUGCGUGCAGAAAGUGUCCAGUGUACCCUGUACUAGAGCAGAUGUGCUACGCCUGAGGGAACUCCUGRACACAAAGCUCCAGGAAAGAAAGGCCAGACCAACGGGCAUCUGUCCUGUUCGCAGGGAGCUCUUCAGUCAGUGUUUCGACGAGCUAAUCAGACAGGUCACCAUCAUGUGUGCUGAGAUGGGUCUGCUGCUGCUGCGGGUCAGAGAUGAAAUAAAUAUGACCUUCGAUGCUUUCCAUACAUUGUAUGUGAGCAGCAUUGGUUUCGGCAUGAGAAAGGCAAUGUGUGCUGAGACUGAAAAAAUACACCUAGAGAAAAGGAUUGCAGACCUGGAGAAUGGCAUACAAGAUCUGACAAAGCAGUUAAAUGAACAGAAAAUCAAAUAUGAUGAGCUUGAAAAGACCAAAGCUGAAGAGAGACGGGUACAGGAAAAUAACUUCAUUCAGAAGAUUCGGUUGUUAGAGGAAAAGAAUCAGCAGCUCCAGAAUCUACUGGAAGAAAAAUUCACACCAACGGAAUAAAAACUCAAUGGCCUUAUUGUUUGUUUUUAUACAGGAUUUUAUAACUUCUAUAAUUGGUCUUAUUUUGCCAUCUGAUACAUUAAGGCUGAAUGUUUUCUGCAAACAUUUUAUAAUGUAUAGUCAAACCAUCAACAAACUGCACAUUUCUCUUGAACAUCAAGAAGAGCAGUACACUUGUGAAUGAUGAAUGAAUCGCACGAUUUUGAAACCGUUCCCAGCUGAAAGGAGAAAAAGCUGGAAAGGCAAUGUGGAAAUGGUUUUCUUGCAGCCAACACAAGGCAUCACAUGGCCACGACAAAAAACAUUUAAGAUUUAGCUUUUCAGUUGUUGUUAAUUUGUCGUUUCAAUAAAAUUGACUCAUUCUGACUAAAUUA